Messenger RNA from Microtus ochrogaster (prairie vole), 801 nucleotides. RefSeq names its product inhibitor of DNA binding 2 (gene Id2). Gene Ontology annotation, molecular function: transcription regulator activity; protein dimerization activity. The record is from RefSeq and is a predicted model, not a curated record. NCBI's taxonomy places the organism in Eukaryota, Metazoa, Chordata, Mammalia, Rodentia, Cricetidae. Gene Ontology annotation, biological process: circadian regulation of gene expression; cell differentiation; negative regulation of transcription by RNA polymerase II. Gene Ontology annotation, cellular component: nucleus; cytoplasm.
CGGCUCGCGCUUCAUUCUGAGCAGAGCCAGGUGCCGCGCAGCCAGCUCAGCCCCCCUGCGGCGGCUCCCUCCCGGCCUCUCCUCCUACGAGCAGCAUGAAAGCCUUCAGUCCGGUGAGGUCCGUUAGGAAAAACAGCCUGUCGGACCACGGCUUGGGCAUCUCCCGGAGCAAAACCCCGGUGGACGACCCGAUGAGCCUUCUCUACAACAUGAACGACUGCUAUUCCAAGCUCAAGGAACUGGUGCCCAGCAUCCCGCAGAACAAGAAGGUGACCAAGAUGGAAAUCCUGCAGCACGUCAUCGACUACAUCUUGGACCUGCAGAUCGCCUUGGACUCGCACCCCACGAUCGUCAGCCUGCACCAUCAGAGACCUGCACAGAACCAGGCGUCCAGGACGCCGCUGACCACCCUGAACACGGACAUCAGCAUUCUGUCUUUGCAGGCAUCUGAAUUCCCUUCUGAGCUUAUGUCGAAUGAUAGCAAAGUACUCUGUGGCUGAAUAAAUUGGCAUCUGGGGACUUUUUUUUUUUUUUUUUACUUUCUCUUUUUCUUUUGCACAACAAGAAGUCUACAGGAUCUUUUAAGACGCUGAACUUUUUUGUUUUCAACCAUUUCACCAGGAGAACAAGUUGAAUGGACCUUUUUAAAAAGAAAAGCAAAAUGGAAGGAAAACUGAGUGAUCAUCUUCUUCCCCAGGAGUUCUCCAGCCUGGACUGUGAUACCGUUAUUUAUGAGAGACUUUCAAAGCCCUUUCUACAGUUGGAAGGUUUUCUUUAUAUACUAUUCCCACCAUGGGGAGC